Gigantopelta aegis is the source of this 3643-nucleotide messenger RNA. Its product is annotated as TBC1 domain family member 15-like. Gene Ontology annotation, biological process: activation of GTPase activity. The record is from RefSeq and is a predicted model, not a curated record. The transcript is spliced from 16 exons. Gene Ontology annotation, molecular function: GTPase activator activity. Lineage: Eukaryota; Metazoa; Mollusca; Gastropoda; Neomphalida; Peltospiridae. Bases 43 to 2049 code for a protein of 668 amino acids.
GCCAGAAUCACAACACUCCGAAUGUGAUAAUACAUUUCGAAGAUGGCUUCACAAAACCAGGUUUUAUAUGAAAAGGACAAUGUUUUUAUCCACAUCAAUGUUUCCAAUGCUAAAGACAAAGAUGCCCACAUUUCUGGCAGAGUCUUUCUUAUUACAAAGGCAGACGGAACCUAUUUAGAAUGGCGAGCAGAAGACACUACUCCAAGUGAACAAAGUGACCAGGACUGGGCUGUGAUCACCAGUGGGGUAUCAUCCUCAUCAACCAAUUCUGUUACCUACAGGAAUGAUCGUGAUCCAGAUACAGCUUCAAUGAAUUCCAAGAUGGAUGCCCGGAGAAAAUACAACAUAUCGUUUGAUGUGUUGGAUCUGAAGAGUUUUAAGAGAAAUGCUCCUAACCAUGGCUGGGCUUACAUCAUUUUUAUUCUCAAGGAUGGAACAACAUUUCCUGCUCUCCAUUUCCACACAGGUGGUAGCAAAGCACUACUAAAAGACUUGGAGAAGUUUGUUCACAUUCGCAGGUCACCAAAUGAUUCACGGUUGUUCAUUGUUCAGGAACAUGAUCCAGAAAUGUUGUCCAAGUCAUUUGAUGAACUUAAUUUGUUUGCAGAUACAUCAAGAGAUCUUGUGUCAAAAUGGCAAUAUGGGAAUAGAUACCAAAAAUUCAUUAAAGAUCCAUAUGUCACUACAAUGGGUAGCUUCUCGAAGGUGACCAACUAUUUGCGUGAUGUGUUGCUACAAGACACAAACCCAACCAUGCGACCGAGGGAUGAACUGGCCGAGUUACUACAGGAAGACAUCCCAGGCAUGGAAAUUAGUCACCAGGAUGAGCCAGGCUUUGAGGUCAUCACAAAGACAAAACUUCCACCUCGUCCUGAAGUAACCCGUGGUGACCCCUUGAACUCGAGUCAGUGGACUUCAAUGCUGGACAGCGAGGGAAGGAUAAAGGAUGUGGACCGUGUCAAGGAUAUUAUAUUCAGAGGGGGUGUGGAAAGCACACUGCGAAGUGAGGUGUGGAAGUUUCUCUUAGAUUACUACAGCUGGGACUCCACUUAUAAAACACGACAAGAGCUGAGAAAAAGAAAAGUAGAUGACUACUUUCGAAUGAAACUCCAGUGGAAGACGAUAAGUGCAGACCAAGAAAGACGGUUUGCCAUGCUGAGGGAGAGGAAAGGACUAAUUGACAAGGAUGUGACUAGAACCGACAGAACGCAGUCUUUCUUCACUGGGGACAACAAUCAGAACCUGCAGGUCUUAAACGAUGUCCUCAUCACGUACUGUAUGUACAACUUCGAUCUUGGGUAUGUUCAGGGAAUGAGUGACCUCUUGUCUCCUAUCUUGGUUGUUAUGGAAAAUGAAGUGGAUUCAUUUUGGUGCUUUGCAGGCAUCAUGGAGAGAUUGUGUGGUAAUUUUGAGAUGGACCAAAAUGGUAUGAAAGUUCAGUUGGCACAGAUACACAAAUUGAUGCAGGUCUAUGAUCCUGAAUUGUGUAACUAUUUAGAAAGUCAUGAUUCUGGAAAUUUCUACUUCUGCUUCCGAUGGAUUUUGAUAAUGUUCAAAAGAGAAUUCCAUUUUCAUGAAAUACAAAGACUCUGGGAAAUUGUAUGGACUGACAGACCAUGUAAGAACUUUCAUCUUGUGAUCAGUCUGGCAAUUCUUGAUUCAGAAAAGUCAACCCUCAUGGAGAGCAGUUUUGGUUUUACAGAAAUCUUGAAGCACAUAAAUGACAUCAGCUUGUCGAUACCAUUGGAGGAUACGUUGAAGAAGGCGGAGGGCAUCUUCCUACAGCUAAAGACGUACAAAAAACUUCCAGUCACGGUCAAAGAAAUCCUCGGCCUCACGUCUUCACCACAGAGUUCCAUGUCGGGUUCCAGUCAAACAACUCCGUCUACCACCCCUUUGUUCGGGGACUCACACCCUCAGCUAGAUCUGCCACUGCUGACAAAUGACCACAGCGCUUGCAGUUCAGGCAAAGGAAGCAUGGUAACGACGCCGGACGACAGUAGUAUUGAAAUAUUGACAGAAACCGGAGAAGCCACGUUUGUUCACUGAGGGAUAGGCUGCAAUUCUUGGUCUUUCUUUUCUCUCUCUCUCUCUCUCUCUCUCUCUCUGUACAUGUAAUUUAUUAUUCCAGAGAAGAAGUUUUCUGCUUGGAAAUAUAAUCAACAGUUGGACCGAUUUUCUGGAAAGCUUGAUUAAAAAACUGUUUCGUAUGUGGAUUAAAACUGUAUUGGAGGUUCAUUUCAUGGUGUUUGUAAUAAGUUCUGAAAUGUGAACUUUAGAAAGUAAUUGUUUUUGUUUAAUGCUAUGGAAGACGACGACCUGUACCAGAACCAGAGCUGGAUGAACCAUGGCCUAUGGUUUCAUCCCACAGAUUGAAUGUUCUUAUUGGAUUUAUAAUAUGUUCAUUAUAUUUUGAGUAAUAGUGUAUGGUACCAAACAUAAUUAUAUUAUGUACCAAACAAUGUAUAGUUCAAUGCAAAAUCAUGGAAAUAGUCUUUGCCUGAAAGAUAUGCUUGCCUUCAAUAUAUUAAAUGCAAAUGUGAAGGUUUUCAGUUAUUAAAAUCAAAUUGUUUUUUGUUGUCUUUUUAACAUUAUGUUAUAUGAAUUGUAAUGUUGUGAUUUUACAUACAUAUGGGGAAGUCAGUAUUAUAAUUUAAUUGUAUGAUAUUGUAAGCAAAACAAAUUAUCUAAAGUUUUUCUCCACAGAUAAAUUUCAAACUAAUAUGAACAUUAUUCCUAUUCAAGUGGUUGCAACUGUGCAUGUAAAAUCUAAGAGAACCAAUGGUGGACAUUAAUUAUGUGUAAUGUUUUUUUUCCAAAUCUGUCUGCUUUUUUUUUAGGUACUUUUUUUUUUUUAAUGUCCCGUAAAUUCUAUUUAUAGCAUUAUGAUGUGAUGAUAUAUAUUUUGUGUUACAAAAUAGACAUUGUUCUAUAUCCAGUAAAUUGACCUCUGAUUGAACCCACGACCAGUACAGUACCAGAAGGAUCUUGUUAUGCUGUUCAUCUGCUGACAGCUACAGUAACUGCCUGCACUAGUUUAUGGCCAAGUCAGAUUGUAUUGUACAUAAAGGUCAUCUAUGACCAAUUGUAGAAACCAUCCAGUUAAAUAAUGACAUUAAUUGGCCUGCAUCACCUGUGUCUGUGGCAUCGUGUUUACUCUGUUGGGAUUAAGGCUGGUAGGUUCUGGGUUCGCAGCCCAGUACCUGCUCCUACUAAGAGUGAGUUAAUGGUGUUGAUAUAGGCAAUUGCCUGUUCACUAAUUCCAUUCUAAAAAUUGGAAAUACAUUUUAAAUUUAUUUUUUAAAGUGAGUUUUAAUGGUUCAUUGAAGAAAUAUAGGUAUACUACACUUAACAUCUCUCACUAAGCACUAACAACUUGCCACUAACCCACUAUCCAGAAGAGAUGACCCAGAUUAUAUUUUUUACUCCGAGCUUGUCUUGAGUGAAACAUUCCAUUGAUUACUUUCAAGUUGAUCAAAUUGUAAUAUACAGUUAAGAUAGUCAGUAAACAUGAGCCUUAGAGAGGGACCGGCCUCAGUGGUGUCGUGGUUAGGCCAUUGGUCUACAGGCUGGUAGGUACUGGGUUUGGAUCCCAGUCGAGGCAUGAUAUUUUUAAUCCAGAUACCGACUCUAAACCCUCAGU